Molecule: messenger RNA, 1263 nt
Organism: Patiria miniata (bat star)
Lineage: Eukaryota; Metazoa; Echinodermata; Asteroidea; Valvatida; Asterinidae
Exons: 1
Coding region: 314-982 (222 amino acids)
Source: RefSeq, a predicted model, not a curated record
UUGGAAAUACAGUUUCAUAUGUAUAUUAAUAUAUUUGUUCUCUCUCUUUAAUUUUGAAGAUGGUCUGGACCAACUCCAAUUAGGAGACACUGCAGGGGGUGAGAAGGCCCAGCUUCCUCACAGUGCAGCUGGAUGCGAAAAGCUCACGGCAGAAGUGUUCAAAUGGGAGGGAAAGACAGAAAUAGAGACCUUUGGGACACAAGAGAGAGAAUUUGGACUGGUGGAUGACGUUGCAGCAUUUGCCAACAAUGAAAUCAUUGUACUGGACAGGGGCAACGCACUGUUGAUUACUUUCUUACCGAGAAGCAAGGACAUGCCUCUCUCGCAAAAGCUGCAACUACUUGGUCUUGUUAACCCAUCCCACGUGUCAGUGACUACCAACGACCUUCUUGUCAUUCUAGAUUAUCCUAAAGUCAAGAUCUUCAACCGGGCAUAUCAACAGUGCCUCCAUCACUUUCAGCCGGGACCAGAUUUGCACAGCAUUCCAUCAUGUCUUGCAGUGGACAAGAACCUGAUAGCCGUGGGCUAUGACGACAAGGAAAAGAUAUCCCUACACAACCUAAAUGGAUGCCUGAUCAAAGUGCUGUCGGCUCCGAUGAUGGGCGAGCACCUGUCAAUCCACAGGCAACAGUUUGUCUACAUCAGCAGGGACAAGAAAAAGCUUCAAGCAGUCGACAUAAAUGGCAAGUCGAUCUUUUCAUCAGAUAUCCAUGGCAACCCUUCUGACAGCCAAGCUCACGGUUUGUGUCACGACAGUGAGGGCGACAUUUAUGUUGCUGUGCACGCUGGUCGGCUAAAGGAAGGUGAAAUACAGCAUUUCAGUCCAGACGGCACCUACACUGGAUGUGUGCAUCGAGUGCGUGGCUACCCAGCUGGUAUCGCAUUCACACCAGCAAGUGAUCUUGCUAUAGCUGCCGAAAGAAGUGUCAAAAUCUACCCCAGUGGGCCUACUAUUCAUCGGCAGAAUGCCUUACGCAAAUAAAUUCUACUAACUAAACAAUGGAGAUGAAGUCUACUAAACAUCCUCGCAGGAUUCAGAAUGUACAACAGAGCUCAAAAGACAACUUUAAAAGAACCAACCAUAAUUAAUGUAGAAUGCAUAAAUAAAUACCUGCUGAAUCAAGACAUCUAGGAAGGGUAGAAUCACGCCCUGGCCUAGGAAGAUCUUAUCCAAUGUUGUGGCCAUCUCUUGUAAAUACAUGUAAAUUGACAUUGAGCAUGAUAUUCUUGAUCUUUUGUACAUUGUAUUCAAACUUACUUGAU